Molecule: messenger RNA, 4453 nt
Organism: Physcomitrium patens
Lineage: Eukaryota; Viridiplantae; Streptophyta; Bryopsida; Funariales; Funariaceae
Biological process (GO): regulation of monoatomic ion transmembrane transport; potassium ion import across plasma membrane
Cellular component (GO): plasma membrane
Molecular function (GO): inward rectifier potassium channel activity
Source: RefSeq, a predicted model, not a curated record
CCCGUGCCAUGCAUGAUUCGUCGUGUUGCUGUCUGUUUCUCUGUCUGUGUGUGUGCCCGUCUCCAUGUCUUGCUCCAUCCCAGUUAGAAUUGUAAGGCACGAGCGUGUGCGUGUGUGUGUUUCUGUGUGCGCCCCCUUUCAGUCGAGGCCGCGGAACUCUUUGCACGGCUGCAGUAGUAUUGCGAACCGGUAUGCCUAGCAGCAGGCGUUUUGGGAUGUUGCAAGGAGUCCCCAUUUCCGCAUGCUCCCUGGGCGGCGGUGUCGGGGAAAUGUAUGAUCUGUAGCCUUCUCUAGUUUUAGUUUCGAGUUUUACGCAUGCAAACAGUGUGAGGUGUCGUCUCAAUGCCUGAUAGUUGAGAAUUUGAGCCCCAGUUGCGGUGGCAAGUAAAAUAUAAACUUAAAUCGGCGUGGUUUGGAGCUGUUUGCUGGCGAUCUGGCAUGCCGGUAUUGUGAGAGAUGGGGUUUGCGUCAUGAAGAACAUGCUUACCGUAGGACUUUAUGGAUUUUUCCUAUUCUUCUCAACGUGAACAGUGUACGUUUCUAUAGCAAGCUACCUUUGAAUUUGAUUAUGAUUUGCCAUGCCGACAUUUUCAGAAUGAGCUUGUCUUAGGUUGUGUUAGACCUCGUAUGUUUCUAGUGUAUGAACUACCUCAAUGUAGAAUCAGGCCUCUUACUGUCAAUUUUCUUGUCAAAAUCAGUUGGUAAUAUACGAAAUAUUUGAGAUUACAUGCCCUUUCCUUCUGGAUGGAUGCGCUGCCGACUCCCUACUGCUUAAUCGAAACCAGCUAGGUAUUUCUCAUAGAAUGUAUCAACAGUGGUAUUGUAGUGGGUUUCACAGUGCUAUUCAAUAAUGUAGAACGGAUUGAAUCAUCGUGGCUCGAAUAGCUUUUAGUUACUUGAGACAACACUUAUUUACAAGAUCAAUGUAUGAUCAAUACAGGAUUUCGACCUCUACAAAAAUAAUUCCCCGGCGAUUGAGCCUGAAUGAACUGGUUGGGCUGACGAUUUCGUUUUUAGAAAUGUGUAACUCCUGAGUCUGAACUUCAUUGAUUUAAUUCGUUGGGAUUGCUUGAAAUACCGUUCCCCCCCCCCCCACCUCCUAUUUAUUUAUUUAUUUUAUCGGAUUGGAUCCUUUUUUCUGUUCCUGCUUUGAAGAGUCCCUUUCAAAAAUUAAUGAUCUUGUCUCGUUUCGGCGACUGGUUUUACCUUUCCCCAUGAUAGUUUGCUAAUGGCUCCCAGCAAUUACAGAACGAUGAAUCGCGCUCAGAGUAGUAUGACCAACUUCGUUCACAAUUUUCAUUAGAAGCUGAUCGAUUAGUUUUUCCUUCUGCUUUCUGGCUCUUUACAGUAAUAGAGAAUACUCUCAGCAAUAAAUUCCAUGGGUAUGGUGGGUUGUUCUGGAAGUAGACAACUCCGUUUUUUAGCUUGAGAAUCUUGACCUUGGACACGACCGUGCCAUGUUGUGGUGAGCUGUUUCACUUCACAACUGGAAACAUGCUUUUGCGUGAGAAUUGCAUCGACUCCACUCCUAGGUGGCACGUCUUGGCUAGAGGGAGGUUGAUGGCCUAUUGUGGCGAAGACAUCAGACGCAUGGCCUUUACCAUGACGGCCACAGGUAUUCGUGAGGAGAUGGCGAUGAAUUGGUCGCGUCAAAGAAGGCAAUUAAAAGUGCGUCACAAUUUUCAAUUCGGUUCCUGUAGCCGUUUUUGCAACCCCAACCCCUUUUCUGAAUUUGUUCCACGAAUUAGGUAUGAAGCGGCGAGUCAUGUUAAAGGCACCAACAACGUUGUAGAGGACAACCAAAAGUUUUCCAUAAGCGAACAGUGCUCAGAUAUUUCGAAGAACAGCAAUUACAGACAUGUUUCAAGUAGCUCAAAAACAAAAUCGACUCUUUAUGAAAAUCCAGAUUCUGGGAAUGGAAGACAAUCUGACGAAAGGAACUCAAAUACUGAGAAUGGUAGUCAAGCGGAGAGUGGUGAUGUUGGAUUGGGAGACAGCGCAGCUCUGAAAUGUAAUGGACGUAAUGGCCAAGAUAUUCCUUUAGGUAGGAAACGGAGAUGGUGGCGAAAAAGAAAGAAGAAUGCAUACGCUGCAGGAAUUGCCAUUUAUGAUUCGCAUACCAAUUCUGUUCGACUCAAAGAAUCCGUUACCGAAACUCCGACACAGUGCGUGAACCUGAAGCAGCAACGUCAGAGAAAUCCAACUUCGAGCAAACGUCAGCUAACUGAUCAAAGAAUGCAGAGUGUGGAGGCAAAAGCUGUGUGGCAGGCGUCAUCUCCUGAGGAGGUUACUGAGUGUGCAUGUGAGUUGUAUUCAGUUAGCAGAUCUAAUGAGAGUUUUCUAGGAAUUGGGGAAGCGGCUCGUCUCUCUGGAUUGGUAGUCAUGCAAGAAACUGGCAAUACACAACCUACAAUUGAAAGCGACAAGGGUGCUCCUAACCAAGAAUGUGCUGCCGACGUCUCGGAAGUGGUUCUAAAAAGAAUACGAGGAAGGAAAUCUACUGAAGCUUUUAAAGCCUCAAAUAUUAAUGGAUUUGAUCAAAAUUCUCAGUCCGCCAAGAAGAUCUCGCAAACUGUAGGUCUUUCUCGGAAGACGAGAACACCGUCUACAGUUGAUAAUGGCGCUCAGCAGCAGCCAUCCUCAUUUACUCCAAAUCGGAGCUUGCAAUCUAUGUUUGGAGCAUCUCUUGGCAAGGUUGAUGAGCAAGUACAGCAGGUCCAAGCCAAUGCUUCUUUCAAGAAAUCAGUAACUACCGCUGACCAAGUGGCUGAGUCAAAGAGCUUAACCUCCAACUCAGUAACAGAGUCAGUGACCAUACAAGCAGCCGAACUGUCCAAUUAUUUUAGUGAGAUUUCGGAAGACGACGUGGAUAUGAAAGACGAAUUUGAGUCCAAUAGUUCUGAUCGUCCUGAAUUCCUGGGAUUGAGGGGACUGAACAGUUACAAAGUUCUUCAAGAUGAUCAAGGGAUACUUGUCAUGAUACGUGACUUUUAUUUCUUCAUGAUGAAGCAGCCUCUUCCGAAUUUUUCUAUGGGAAUGAUAGCUGGUCCUCUUGCUCUCAGCAUGGUUUUCACUCUCUUGUAUUUGCCGGAAUUCCAUGGACUAGCAUAUGAUGAAACGGCACGGGACUUUCUAAAGGCUGCAGAUGGUAACGAUGGGCGUGCAAUUGGACUCAAGGUGUCCUGGAUGACUGUUUUCCAAGUCUUUAUGUUUAGCCUCUCUCUUUCAACGGGUCUACAACCGGACCUUGCCCCUUUGUCACCUUACACUUUGGUGGUUGCAAAUCUCAAUGCCUUAAUCGCCCAACUCAUUCUUGCUUUUCUAAGUGCGGCAGUAUUUGCAAGGUUGUCGCAGCCCUCACAACCUGUGAGAUGUUCGAGUGUAGCGCUCAUUUACUCUCUGAAAAAGCCCGCGGGUCAAAAAGGGCAAAGUUUGAACAGGUGCGUGCUAGCGGGACCUCAGCCAUGCGAGCUUAUAAAUGUGAAGGUGGAUUUGACUUACAAAUCUAACAUGGUUUCCAGUGUGGGCUCUUUCUUGAGUAGUUCUUACUGCUUGAAGCUGGUGCGGUCACAGGUAGCUCUUCUUGACAAAGGAAUGACAAUUCGACACAUCAUUGAUGCGACCAGCCCUUUGUAUUCUCAAACUCCAGAGUCCCUGUGCCAAGAUGAUGCCAUCUUUGUUUUGAGUGUGGCUGGGAUGGAGCGCUCAUCCAUGCAACCUAUCUCCCAUGUGCAGUUCUACUCUGUAUGUGAUGAUCAGGUGAUAUGGAAUGCAGAUUUUGAAGAUAUGAUUCUGAUUAACAAGAAUAAUCAGCGGGUUGUGGAUCACUCAAAGCUAAGCUGUUGGAAACCACUGUAGCAUGAUUGCGUCGCGCUUUACCAAAAACGCAUUACGAAGAUGCAUGUUUGGAUUACUUCGUCAUUUGAGUCAUUACGAGAUUUCAUAUUGUUUCCAAAGCUGGUCUUUAGCUUAAUGAACAACUGUAUAGAACCUACGUUCUCAUCUAACAUAAUUUUCUUUAUCAACCUACUACAAAGGGUUCAUGCAGGGUGUAUCCAAUGGUUUGUUCCUAGAAUUCUACAUUCUUGGGUAGCAUGAGAGCUAAUGUUGGCAUAUAUCACUGAAAACUCUGUCUUAGGAAGAUACAAUUCAUGAGUUGGUCCUCAACUUGUAAUGCUGUACAUACACUCGACGAUUGCUUUAAGAUCAUGCUAGAUACUUUUGACGUCAUCAACUACCUCACGAAGAGGAACACCGUCCCCUAGAGAUGGCUAACACGAGAGUGGGCAGCAAUCGCAGCAAACUUUAGUGGUCGCUAAAUCGAAUUUUUUACUAACACUGUUGUCAUCAUUUCGAAACUAGCUGAAUACUCAGUACGUGUAUGCAGGCAUCAAAUAAUAAAUACAUGUAAGGUCCACAUUUAUAUGGUGCCUUGGCUGAAUACUUACUUCCA